Messenger RNA from Heterobilharzia americana, 843 nucleotides. Lineage: Eukaryota; Metazoa; Platyhelminthes; Trematoda; Strigeidida; Schistosomatidae. The record is from the annotation of a GenBank genome assembly.
AUGUUGUUCACACUUUAUGUUGAGUGUAGUGGAUGCAGUAGAUCUACUACUACUACUACUACUACUACUACUACUACUACUACUACUACUACUACUACUACUACUACUACUACUACUACUACUACUACUACUACUACUACUACUACUACUACUACUACUACUACUACUACUACUACUACUACUACUACUACUACUACUACUACUACUACUACUACUACUACUACUACUACUACUACUACUACUACUACUACUACUACUACUACUACUACUACUACUACUACUACUACUACUACUACUACUACUACUACUACUACUACUACUACUACUACUACUACUACUACUACUACUACUACUACUACUACUACUACUACUACUACUACUACUACUACUACUACUACUACUACUACUACUACUACUACUACUACUACUACUACUACUACUACUACUACUACUACUACUACUACUACUACUACUACUACUACUACUACUACUACUACUACUACUACUACUACUACUACUACUACUACUACUACUACUACUACUACUACUACUACUACUACUACUACUACUACUACUACUACUACUACUACUACUACUACUACUACUACUACUACUACUACUACUACUACUACUACUACUACUACUACUACUACUACUACUACUACUACUACUACUACUACUACUACUACUACUACUACUACUACUACUACUACUACUACUACUACUACUACUACUACUACUACUACUACUACUACUACUACUACUACUACUACUACUACUACUACUACUACUACUAAUGUUACUACGGUUUGGGAUUUUCUGAUAUCAAGUAUUAUUGAAUAG